This is a messenger RNA of Zymoseptoria tritici IPO323, 333 nucleotides long. RefSeq lists its product as uncharacterized. The transcript is spliced from 2 exons. Gene Ontology annotation, molecular function: mRNA binding. Lineage: Eukaryota; Fungi; Ascomycota; Dothideomycetes; Mycosphaerellales; Mycosphaerellaceae. The record is from RefSeq and is a predicted model, not a curated record. The annotation marks the transcript as partial. Gene Ontology annotation, cellular component: cytoplasm; nucleus; ribonucleoprotein complex.
ACUCCCAACCAAUCCCUUUACAUCCAAAACCUGCCCGAAAAACUCCAAAAAUCCGACCUCAAACGAAACCUCUACAUGCUCUUCUCAACUUACGGACCCGUAAUCGACAUCACCGCACUGAAAACUCCAAAGAUGCGCGGACAAGCACAUAUUCUGUUCCGCGAUAUCAAUAGCGCGCAGCUGGCUAUGCGAAACCUGAAUAAUAUGGAGUUCUUUGGACGAGAGAUGAGAAUCGCAUACGCCAAGUCCCGCUCCCAAACGAUUGCGAAGCUCACGGGAACAUUUGUCGAUCCGAAACUCGCGGCCGCGAAAGAGAGUGCUGCAGCCACCGCG